AAACUGCCCGAGCAACAUGGUCGUUGUGAGAAUCGUCGCUUGCCUGUCCCUGCUGGUGGGCUUCUCGCUCCAGGUGGACGUGAAAAGUGGGAAAGAGGCAGGAGGAAAAGCCGGGAAUUUCAUGGAAGAUGAGCAGUGGCUGUCAACCAUCUCUCAGUACAGCCGUAAGAUCAAACACUGGAAUCGCUUCAGAGACGAAGUCGAGGAUGACUACAUCAAGAACAUGGAGGAGAACAUGGGUUCCGAUGAGACCAUGGACACCACCAAGGACCCGUGCCAGAAUGUGAAGUGCAGCCGCCAUAAGGUGUGCGUCGCUCAGGGCUACCAGAGGGCCAUGUGUGUCAAUCGCAAGAAACUGGAGCACAGAGUCAAACAGUCUGGGCCUCUAGAGGCUCAUGAAAGCAGCUGUAAGCCUUGUCCUGUGGCCGCUUCCUCACCUGUAUGUGGCUCUGAUGGACACAACUACGCCUCUGAGUGUAAGCUGGAGCAGCAGGCCUGCCUGACAGGCAAAGACCUGAACGUCAUGUGCGCUGGCUUUUGCCCUUGUGCCACCUCCUCCGUUACCGUCACAAACACUGACACCAAACGUGAGAGCUGCACUGGCCAGGACCUGGCAGACCUGGGCGACCGCUUGAGAGACUGGUUCCAGCUCCUUCAUGGAAACGCAAAGCGGAAUAACUCUGGCAAGCUUGGAGCUGGCACCGCUUCAGCGCUGGACAAGAGCUUGGUGGCCAGCUGCAAGGACUCCAUCGGCUGGAUGUUCUCGAAGCUGGACACCAACAGUGACCUGUAUCUGGACCAAGCUGAGCUGGCUUCUAUUAACCUGGACAAGUACGAGAUCUGCAUCCGACCCUUCUUCAACUCCUGCGACAGCUACAAAGAUGGGAAGGUCUCUACGGCGGAGUGGUGCCUCUGCUUCUGGAGAGAAAAGCCGCCGUGCCUCGCUGAGCUGGAGAGGAUCCAGGUGCAGGAGGCAGCCAAGAAGAAGCCUGGGGUGUUCAUUCCCAGCUGCGAUGAGGACGGCUAUUACAGGAAAGUGCAGUGUGACCAGAGCCGAGGGGAGUGCUGGUGCGUGGACCAGCAUGGUGUAGAGAUGAUGGGCACCAGAAUCCAUGGCAACCCUGACUGUGAUGAAGUAGCUGGAUAUUCUGGAGAUUUUGGGAGCGGGGUGGGGUGGGAGGAUGAAGAGGAGAAGGAGGCAGAGGACAACGCCGAGGAGGCAGAAGAGGAGGAGGAGGAGGAAGGCGAGGCAGACGAUGGAGGAUACAUCUGGUAGAACUGUCUGACCCCACGCAGAGAGCCGAGUCACAGCUGCUGGCCUGAAAAUCUACAGGGAUGGCUCUCUCCUAACAGCUGAAGAUGUUGGGAUCGGACUGGAGAGGCAUGGAAUUAUGUAUCAUCCUGGUGGGGUGUGUGUGUGGUGUCGGGCAGGUCCAGUGAUGAGAUAAUGACCAGUUUUUGUCUUAGGUGUAAUUGCUUCAUUCUCUUCUCUGUUUUUUGAGCGACAGAGCUUUUUGUUUUGCCGUCCUGAAAAGCAGGACCCACUGACUACUGCGCCAUAGGUAGCUAAAGUCCAUCAGAAUUCCUAUCUUGUCCGACCACCAUCUAUGCAUAUAGAGAUUACCAGUAAUUUUGUAUUGUGUGAACAAUUGCUUGAGUAUUAAAGUCACCGUACCACUGGAAUGACAGGAGAUCAGAAUUUAAAGGGAUAGUUCGACAUUUUGAGAUAUAUGCUUGUUUGCUUUUUUGCUGAGAGUUACUUGAGAGGAUCUGUACCAUUCUGAUGUCAGUACGUUAAAUAUGAGGCUAAGCUAGGCAAUAGUUAGCCUAUCUUAGCUUAGAGUCUUAAUCUGUUUGGUUAAUCUGUACAAAAAUCACGGUGUAAACCUUUUACGAAGCAUUAUGUGGUAGACUAUCCAAGAAGUCACUGUGCUAAGGCAGGAAUACCCCAGCACAUAACACCCUGCAAAAAUGCAGCUUUACACUUUUGGUAUGGAUUAGUUGGUAGAGGCCAAAAACAGAGCUAAAAGACAACAAAUAUCGGACUUAUAUUGAUCAGGUGGACAGAAACAGAUUCCAAAUGAAAUCUGAUGUAGCUCCAUAACUGCUGAAUGUGUAAAACUGCAAUGACAUGUUGGUGUCAUCUCCUGGUUAUAGCUUCAUAUUUACUGUACAGACGUAGAGUGGUGUGAAUGCUCUCAAUAAAGCAAAUGAGCCCAUUUCCUAAAAUGUCAAACUGUUCCUUUAAAGCAGUUCAGUGCAAUGUGGUCAUGUAUUUCUAAACUGAUUCUGUAUAUAAAUUAAGUGUAAAUUAUCUGUGAAGGAAGCUUAAAAGAUUUCAGGUUACUAUGGUUUUAAACUACCUUUAUGAUAAAGGUGCACCACAGCUCACUGCAGUUUUUAAAUCGUACAUUCUUUACGAAUAAAAUGGAAACACACAACUCUACAGGACCCACAUUUCCAGUCGAUUACUUUUAUUGAGAAACUGUAGAAUGUACUUCAAUGACCCAAACUGCACCUGCAGUUGAAACCACUAAUCACUGUCCUCUGCUAACUCUGAAAUCAAGUCAAAGAAUGUGGCACAACUAUGUUUUAUUCUGAGUUUGCAACUUGAAAAUCUGUAUUUUGUGUUUAUAAAAAUAUGUGUGCAUUACUUGAAGUUCUGUGUGUAUACUUGAAUUCACAUUGUAAUUUUUUUUCUAUGAGAGUACCGUAGCCAUGUCUUCAUUCAUGCUAUUGAUAGGCCAGACAUUUGGUUGUUUUUAGUAUUGCAUGUUAAAAAAUAAGAAUGUACUUCUAGGCUGAGCACUUUACUAAUAAAGGCAA
Toxotes jaculatrix (banded archerfish) is the source of this 2826-nucleotide messenger RNA. RefSeq names its product testican-2-like. The record is from RefSeq and is a predicted model, not a curated record. Bases 17 to 1276 code for a protein of 419 amino acids. Lineage: Eukaryota; Metazoa; Chordata; Actinopteri; Toxotidae. The transcript has 11 exons. Gene Ontology annotation, molecular function: protein binding; calcium ion binding.